Lepisosteus oculatus (spotted gar) is the source of this 941-nucleotide messenger RNA. The record is from RefSeq and is a predicted model, not a curated record. NCBI's taxonomy places the organism in Eukaryota, Metazoa, Chordata, Actinopteri, Semionotiformes, Lepisosteidae.
UGCUGAGCUCCAGUGAGGUACAGGGUGGCCCAGCUGCUGGCUUGGCCUGACGCGCCUCCCAUCUGUGAGCAGCUGCCGGGGCUGAUUUGGGAAGAGGCCUAUCUCUGCCCGUACUGACACCUGCGUAGCAUUGAUGACCAGCACCGGCGGCUCACGCGUCCGGCGUGGCGCCCUUGCCUCGGAAUAAUCCCCUGGCUGCUCGGAACAGCACGUCGAGCGUGUCCGUCAGCUUCCCUGGGGACGAUGUCGGUGAGCUCGCUGUGAGACCCAGUGCAAUGGAGCUGCUGGUUCCCACCCCACGGUCUGCAUUUCAUCCCUUCUCCAUGGCGCCCUCUGGUGGCGAGCAGUCACGUGCCCUGUGGGAGCCGCCCGUUGCCUUAGCCGGGUGACCAGUCUCUGAGUCGGUGUACUGCGCGGGCUGUUGAUCGUUCUGUUCGGGUAUCUGGCCGUGGCGGCCGGUGCUGGGCGGGUUGUGGAUCAAUAGAGAUCGCCGUGGAUGGGCAGCAGCGCGCCGCAUCGGGGUAUUGAUGGGUGCUGGUGUGUCCCCCUCAGCCCAGCGCUCCGCGCAGGAGCUGCCCGUGGUCGAGGCCGCCAGCCUCACUUCCUGUUCCGUGGAGGGAGGGGAGGAGCUUGUGCUGAGCGGAGCCAACUUCCUGCCGGAGUCAAAGGUCGUUUUCAUCGAGAAAGGACCAGAUGGCAAGCUCCAGUGGGAAGAGGAGGCCCUCGUCGACCGGGACAAAAGCCAUGAGGUAUGACGCCGGGCUGGAGUGGUGUGGCAGCGCGGCGGCUCCAUCUAGUGUUGACGAAGGGCGUUGCAGCUUCCAGCACCUACCUGCCUCCCUCCCACUCUGUAGGACACUACGGAAAGACUAGAAACAAGAGUGGUUCUCGCAGGGAGCUGCGUCCGCGGGCGCAGGCUGCAGAAGGAACAAGUGAAGGUU